AUGCCUCCAUACCGCAUCUCAUCCACCGUCAACUGUAAUACCGACUUCAACAAAGAUCAAAUAGCUGGAAAAGUUGCCAUUGUUACCGGAGGCGCUAAUGGCAUCGGAGAGGCAUACGUAAGGGCCUUACACAACUCGAAAGCAAAGGUCGUCAUCGGCGACAAGAGUGCUGACUCUGGCAAGAGAUUGGCUUCCGAAUUAGAUGGAUCGAAGUUCGUUCAAUGUGAUGCAACCGUCUGGGAGGACCAAGUUCGUUUAUUCAGGGAAGCCGCUCAACUAUCUUCUUCUGGGAAGAUUCACUACGCGAUAGCCAAUGCAGGGAUGAUUAAAAGAGACCAGACUUUUACUUUUGACGGUAAGGACCAAGAACCGCAGAAGCCAGACUUGCAGGUUAUCGAUGUAAACUUGAAGGGGGCGCUUUAUACGUCAAAGCUAGCCAUGCACUAUUUCGUAUCCCAGAAUGGCACUGAAGUCAACGAGGACCAAGAUGAUACCUGCUUGAUCCUUAUCAGUUCAGGCGCCGGCUUCCUCGACGUCCCCAGAUGUCCAGAGUACAGCAGUACGAAGUGGGCGGUCCGCGGAAUAAUGCAUGCUCUGAGAAGAACAUCAUUCUAUUAUAGAAGCCGAGUGAAUGUUCUUGCGCCAUGGUACAUACGCACGGGUAUCCUGUCGAAAGAUCAAUUCGACCAAGUUGAAAACUCAGGCGUUGAGUUUGCGACGGCCGAAGAUGCUGGUGAAUGCGCGCUGAGGAUCCUAUCUGAUACCAGUAUCAAUGGAAAGACGCUCUUUGUCUGCGCGCGGAAAUGGGCUCCUCGCGGAUACAUGGAUCUUAAUAUCGAGGAUUAUCCUGAAGGUUUGAUCCAGGAGAUACAGGAGGAUCAAAUACGCAAUGCACCUGUUGAUCUUGGCCUGUUUCCAUAG
Fusarium subglutinans is the source of this 921-nucleotide messenger RNA. Its product is annotated as 15-hydroxyprostaglandin dehydrogenase. Lineage: Eukaryota; Fungi; Ascomycota; Sordariomycetes; Hypocreales; Nectriaceae. The record is from RefSeq and is a predicted model, not a curated record. The coding region runs from base 1 to 921 and encodes 306 amino acids. The transcript has 5 exons. Gene Ontology annotation, molecular function: oxidoreductase activity.